This is a messenger RNA of Stylophora pistillata, 1079 nucleotides long. RefSeq names its product RYamide receptor. Gene Ontology annotation, cellular component: membrane. NCBI's taxonomy places the organism in Eukaryota, Metazoa, Cnidaria, Anthozoa, Scleractinia, Pocilloporidae. Gene Ontology annotation, molecular function: G protein-coupled receptor activity. Gene Ontology annotation, biological process: G protein-coupled receptor signaling pathway. The record is from RefSeq and is a predicted model, not a curated record.
UGCGGGGAUGAGUGCUUUUCUGACAAACUCAGAUGGCAUCCGAGCAACUCAAUGCAAGAAUCAGUAUUUAUUAAUUAGAUUUUUUCCUUUGUUGCAGGGAAAUAUCCUUCGGAAAAUGUUUUAAGAACACUCGAGCAAAACAACUGAUCCAGAGCAUGCGGGAAGGAAGGUGAUUGACAAGGCAUCUUUGAUUGGCCUUCUUCGUCUGUCUUCUUCUGCAAGUUAGAGUUCUGAGAACAAAGUGGAACCUAAAUUUCACAUCAACUUCCAAACUACUUGUUAUGAUAAACACGGCGUGAAGAGAAACUUCAGAAACACUACUAAAAUAUGAACUUUAGUCAGCCUGGCGAAAACUCAACCCAACAAAGUCAUCACUUGCUUACUUGUGUGUCAAAACAAUUAUCUGUUUUUAGCUUCAUUAUCUAUGCCGCUAUUUUCUGUCUUGGUGUGUCUGGAAACUUUUUUGUCAUUUUUACGGUAUUCAGAAAUUCCAAGCUGCAUACGCCAUUCAAUUACUUAGUUGUCAACCUGGCUGUUUCUGACAUGUCUGUUCUGCUCUUUUCGUUGCCUAUUGUCGUAUUCAGUGAAUGUUUUUCAUGGCCCUUUGACGAGUUUCUAUGUAAGUUGUCUCGCCCAUCGUUCCUCACUUUUACCGGUGUGUCUGUUUGCACGAUGGUAGCUCUGAGUUUCGAAAGAUAUCAAGUUGUAGUGCAUCCUCUGUUACCAAAAAUGACACGUAGGAAGGCAUUUUUCAUCAUCGUGUUCGUCUGGGUUUUUGCGUUUUUUACAUUUGGCCUUCCAAGAUUUUUUGUCUUCGGGCUAACAACUGAAAAAGGAAUUUUACAGUGUGACCCAGUUAAGAAGAGUUUCCUCAUAAGUACAGUGACGAAGAUAAUCCGGCUUACCAUGACGUUAAUCUUACCUUGUAUCGCUGUAUCAUGGGCGUAUAGCCAAGUAAUGCGCAAACUUAGAAACGAGCUCGCUCUUAUCGGAGACGCAUUUGCAUCACGCGACAGAGAGAGGUUGCGAGCGAAGAGAAACAUUAAAACAAUGCGCCUUCUUGCCACAAUUAUUCUCGU